AUGAAGAGGACCUGCCCUGUAUCGCCUCGCAAAGACCCGACCUCGCGUCGCGAACCCAUCGACGCGGUUCAGUCAACGGCAACGAUGUCCCCAACACCGCUAUCGGCCGAAGGGGCCACCUCCUCUGCCGCAUCAACGCCCGAUCAGGGCUCAUUGUUGCCAGCAUGGAAACCAGGUCAAGCCAUUGUGUUUGAGAGCUCGACUUCACCUGGCUCCUCCCCGUCUGGAUGUCCCAGCCGCGAACUCCGGUCAGUGUGCAGAGACGACGCUGUGGCGGUCGUCAGGGAGCCGAUGCUCCAUUUCCAGGACAGGACGUUUGCUAAUUUUCAUGUGACUGGAUGCUGAGCAGCUCCCAGCAAAUGAUAUCCACGCAGAAAUGCCCCGAACAUUCGGCGUCUGGUAUAGCUCACCUCUCGCCACAUCGACCCAGGACGACCUCCUCCCCUCCCUCGAGCUUUUGUCGACCCCUCGCCCACAAAUGGAAUGCCCCCCCUGUGGCGGCGUUUCCUUCCUCACGCAUGGAGAAGGGAGAUCAAUUGGUCGGAAUCAGGCUAGCGCAGCACUUGCCGAACAGCAUGUAUGCUAUCACACCCCCAUCCGAAGCAGGUUCCUCUUCGGGCCGUGCACCACCGUCGUCGUCGGCAUCGUCCACCUGCCCCGCAUCACCUGCAGUCCUAUCGCAAGCCGAGAUGGAUCAACUGGUCGAAGGGAUAGACUUCAGUGACGUCGAAGAGGAGUCGGGAACGAGCUUCGAAGUAGAGAUCUCGAGACUGGUCCAGCUCACCAAACGCAGGGAAGAGGCGUCGAGGAGUCAAGCGAAGGGUAAAGGUAAAGCUACCGAUCCAGAAUGGGACCAUGCCCCGCGUCCACGAACCUUGCUCGGCUCGUUGGCAACGUCGAAUCGCAUCAACAUCGACCCUUCCACUUACAGGCGUGUCUCGCCACCUCGCGCUUAUUCGAUUUCAGCUCACCCCAGCCUCGAUGCCAACGAGGACAAAGUCUCGAAUGCUCGAUCGUCAAGUCUCGCCCCGGAGAUGUCGCCCGAAAGACUCGAGAGUUUCAUGGAAUUCAUCGACGUCAGCAGCGACAUAUCUAUCGAGUCUAGUCUCGCGUCCGACGACUCCAUCCAAAUUGUCGAACCGGAGACGGCCAAGAGUCCAGGGCCUUCCGCCCCUGCCGUGGCUGCUUCAGUGACAUCGACUAACACAACCGCCACGAGACAUCAGAGGUGGUUCGCGAAACCUGACUCGAUUAAACAAAAGGAAUCUUUCGCCUCGAGUGCGAAACCGCCGCCUGUCAACGAAGCCCCAAUUAAAUUAGGCCCCCGAGCUCAAAAGGCGGCUCAACACAAGCGCAAAGUCGAGGCUGACCGAAGCCUGCGCGAAAAGUACAAGACCGUGUUCGACUUUACUCGCACGGGCGGAAGGACGAAGCCGAAUCUGAUCUACACGAACUCGGCAGACGAGGUAGCCAAAGUCUUGAAGGCAAUGGACGACGGGCCCUACGGAUUCGACCUCGAGUGGGAACCGUCCAAGAGGCGAGGGGUGGAGAAUCCGACCGCUUUGGCUCAGGUCUGUGACGGUCGAACGAUCUUGCUCGUUCACAUUGCCCGAAUGUCGACAUUCCCCAAAGCGCUCAAGGACUUCAUCGAAGACCCCACGAAAGUGAAGCUUGGGGUCCAGAUUGCUGGGGAUGCCAGGAAGCUGUCGAGAGAUUUUGGUCAUACGCCGCGUGGGCUUCUAGAGCUCAAUAACGUUGGCAAGUUGGUUGAUGGUCCGAGGUAUGCCGGUCGGAUCCUCAUCGGGUUGCAAGAGAUGACGGGGACGUAUUUGGACAUGUACUUACCCAAGGAAGGGGCCGUGAGGUGUGGCAAGUGGAGUGGUACGAUCGGAGCCGAGCAGCAGCAUUGUAGGUCUCGGGUUACGUCGAUCGUCCAAGCUCGGUAUGUACAUUACUCAAUUCUAUUUCUUCUGUAACCGCAGAUGCCGCAAAUGAUGUCUGGGCUUCGCUUCUCGUCUUUCGCUUCCUCGAAUCGCUAGCUGGACCAGCACAUGCUAUUAUGUCCCAAGUCUCGCACGAUAUGAGCACCGCAUCAUCUUUCCGAGCCACCCCUCGAUCCGUCACUGGAACCGCCAAGUCGACCGCCGCCACUCCGAAGCCGCCGGCCACUGCACGAGUCUCCACGCUAUCAAGAGGACUCUCACCCCGACAGCAACAAGCUUACGACCUGUACCGAACUCUCACUCUGCAAGAGACGACGGAUGCGAUGUGCCAGACGAACGCAAUCAAGAUGUCGAGCGUGCUCUGGAACUUGCUUGUGGUCUUUGACGGUUCGACAACUUUGACGAACAAGGCGGAUGGCGGGAGCAGUGGCGAGGGCGCUUUUUUCUCUAUGCACACCGAAAUGAAGCAAAAAUUGUGGAAGGAUGUGUCUGAUGCUUGGGGAACCUCGAACGAACGGUUCAAGGCAGCGCAUGAGGCGGUCGUGGAAAAACUGGCGGCUGAGCUCAAUUUGCCGGUGCCUUGGUCGAAUUCGUCGUGA
Microbotryum saponariae is the source of this 2542-nucleotide messenger RNA. The record is from the annotation of a GenBank genome assembly. Lineage: Eukaryota; Fungi; Basidiomycota; Microbotryomycetes; Microbotryales; Microbotryaceae.